Messenger RNA from Zea mays, 1048 nucleotides. RefSeq lists its product as uncharacterized. Bases 369 to 722 code for a protein of 117 amino acids. Lineage: Eukaryota; Viridiplantae; Streptophyta; Magnoliopsida; Poales; Poaceae. The record is from RefSeq and is a predicted model, not a curated record. The transcript has 4 exons.
CGCGUGUGCCUCGGUGCGGACUCCCUGUCGGUCCCACGUGUCGGUUAAAAAUGGCGAGGUGUGGGCGCCGUGAAGUUGGUGUAGGUGGGGUUAUGUGGGGCAGCGAGCAGAGGUGACGUGGCUGGGCAACUCACCUGCGCGGUGACAGCACCUCGCCGGCUUUUCUUCCCUCAGGCUUGCACUUUGCACAGCCUCUCACAUCACAUGCCGCUGAUGCUUCGCGUCUCCUACUCCUUCCUGCUUCCACCUAUUAAUCCACCCCACUCUCUUCCCUCCCCGUUCCACCCGCCUCUACCGCCGCGAGAUCCGGCUCCGCUUCCAGAAGCUUCUGGAACGCCCGUUCCAUGAGCGUCUGAUCGGCCGCCGCCAUGGGCUGCGCUGGAUCCACCCCCAAAGUCGACGAGAACAGCAAGAAACUGAAAAGGCCUAAGGCUUGGAAGCAUACCCAACCAAUUACACCGGCACGGCUGAAACAGAUGCGUGAUGAGUUCUGGGACACGGCUCCGCACUACGGAGGCCAAAAAGAGAUCUGGGAUGCUCUGAGGGUUGCCGCGGAGUCCGAUCUAGCCCUUGCACAGACCAUCGUGGACAGUGCUGGAAUCAUCGUGUCGAACCCUGACAUGACGCUCUGCUACGACGAGAGAGACUCCGUUGCAGGCGCCAAGUACGAGCUGCCCAAGUAUGUCUUGAGCGAGCCAGCGAACCUGAUCCGCGACGGGUGAUUCUGGACCCCAAAAGGUUUUGCAGCAGCACGAAACAGGGCCACGUGAAUUUAUGCGGAUGGUUGAUUCGGUCGCUGGUUCUGGAUUGUAACUUUCAGGGACAGUGAAAGCUCGUUUCAGCGCUGGAUGUUGUAUAGUGAUGUUAUUGGACACGAUGUGUAGUCUCUAGACCUGCUACUGCUGAACUCGGUCAUUCAGGGACAGUGAAUGCAGUGUCGUUUAGGCUAUAUGCUGCAGACUUAUUCACCUCAUAUUUCAGACUUCAGACUUAACUGUAUCUAUAUAAAUAGUGCAGUUUGCACUCAUAUUUCAGACUUCAGACUUCA